Bactrocera neohumeralis is the source of this 2499-nucleotide messenger RNA. RefSeq names its product probable cytochrome P450 6d5. Gene Ontology annotation, molecular function: heme binding; iron ion binding; monooxygenase activity. NCBI's taxonomy places the organism in Eukaryota, Metazoa, Arthropoda, Insecta, Diptera, Tephritidae. The transcript has 6 exons. The record is from RefSeq and is a predicted model, not a curated record. Bases 736 to 2274 code for a protein of 512 amino acids.
GAAUGCCACCUCAAAAGGACUGGAAAAAUCGUUGGCAUAAGUGUAUUCCAUCAGGUGGGGAUUACUUUGAAGGCUACAAAAUAAAUUAUGACGAAUCCGGGUACUUUUCUGUCACAAUAUAUAUCUAUAUAAAAACGUAUAAUUCAAUAUUUAUAAAUUAAAGCUAGUGUUAAACUUUAAAAAAAUGUAGCUGAUAACGUUAACAGGGUAUUCACACGGCAACAAUUUCGCAAUUUAUCUGGUAAUUUGUAACGUUUCUGGGACUAACAGCUGACAGCUUUUGUGAAGAUACCUUAUCAAAUAAAAAAAUUUUCUAUAACAGGUAUUUAUGUUGUAUGGCAGCUAUAUGCCGGCGGAUCUGAAACAAAAGCAUAUUAUUGAAGAGAAAGGGACAAUUUUAGAUCUGCAUUCCAAAAACUGAAGGACUAGCUCGCGUAUAUACAGACGGACAUGGCUAAACCGAUUCAGUUCAACACGCUCAUCAUUUAUAUAUAAAUACUUUAACUGGUCACCUUUCUUCUGCGAGUUUCAAACUUAAUAUACUCUAUUGAGUGUAUUUAUAAACAUUCAAAUUGUUGUCGCCUUACCACGUGCUGUGCUGUGAAUACCCCUAUUGCAUUUUUAAGAUAUCUCUUAGAGACAAGCUAUAAAACGCCAUUGCCGACAACAUAAGAUUUCAAUGAGUAAGCGCAACAUUUAAUACAGUGGCACCCGUAAGAAAGUGUAUAUAAAAAUAUGUUUCUGUUGCUCUUAACUACCGCCUGUGCGCUUGCGAUAUUUUACAUCAAAUGGACCUACACAUAUUGGCAACGCAAGGGCUUCCCUUAUCACGAGCCAAAGAUACCCUUUGGUGUGCUGGAGGCCGUACGUAGACGAAAAGCUUCCUUGGGCACUGCCAUCUACGAUGUUUAUCGCAGUAACAAGAAUAAAGUGUUGGGCAUUUAUCUAAUUACACGACCAGCAUUGCUGAUACGCGAUGCGCAGCUAGCGAGGGAUAUAUUGUCGAAGGACUUUGAAAGCUUUCACGAUCGUGGCAUACAUGUAGACGAUGAGGAGGAUCCGCAAUCAAGGGGUGGCAUUUUCUUUCUUAAAGGACGGGAUUGGAGGAGUCUGCGCAUAAAGCUGGCGCCCUCAUUUACAACGGGAAAAUUGAAGGGCAUGUUUGACCAGAUCGAUGAUGUAGGCGAUAGAAUGGUGAACUUUCUGAACAUGCAGCUGACUGACAACGGUGUUAAAGAGUUUGAAAUGAAGCAUGUAAUGGGCACCUAUGCUAUAGACAUCAUUGCAUCGGUGAUUUUCGGACUGGAUGUGAACAGCUUCGUUGAGCCAAGCAAUGAAAUACUAAAUGUGAGCCGAAAAGUCAACGAACCCACUUUGGGCAGUGUGGUGCGCGGCACGUGCCAGUUUCUAUAUCCCAGUUUGGAAAAACUCUUCAUACGUUUGGGUUGGCGUGAAGAGGCGCCCAAUAUGAUGAGAAAAAUCGUUAAGCGUACUAUAGAAAUGCGCGAGGAGCAAAAUAUUUCACGCAAGGAUAUGCUUCAAUUGCUCAUGCAACUGCGCAACAAAGGUCAAAUUAGCGUUGAUGACAACGAUUGGUCGGCAAAAGCGACUGACAAAGUUGUGCCGAAACCCAUGUCCAUUGAAAUAAUUGCCACCAAUUUAUUUCUGUUCUACGUGGCCGGUUAUGAAACGACUGCCUCUAUCGCCUCGUUUACGGCCUUCGAAUUGGCACAAUCGCCGAUUGCAAUGGCGAAAGCACAGCGUGAUGUAAGGGCGGCACUCGCGAAACACGAUAACGAAUUCACAUACGUAGCAGUACAGGAUAUGAAAUAUCUGGAUCUCUGCAUAAUGGAAACUAUACGGAAAUAUCCCGGACUACCGAUACUUAAUCGUCAAUGCACACGGGACUACCCGUUGCCAGAUAGUGAUUUGGUGAUCAAGUGUGGUACACCGAUUAUUAUUUCGCUGCUGGGUAUACAUCGUGAUGAAAAAUACUUUCCAGAUCCCAUGCUUUGGCAGCCAGAAAGAUUUUUAAAUGGAAAAUAUGAGCCCGCCGCUUAUAUGCCAUUCGGCGCAGGUCCCAGACAUUGCAUCGCCCAACGUUUGGGUCGCAUAAUCGUAAAAGUCGCUUUAGCGAAAUUGCUGCUCAACUUUAAUGUUGAAUUGAAUUCUGAGCGAAAAGAAAUCGAAAUCGCUAAUUUUGGUGUGCCGAUUAUGGCCAAAGGUGGCAUAAAUGUACGGUUAUCGAAGCGAAAUCCGACGCAAGGCGAAUAAAUCGAAGCUGUUGGAAAAUUAUCAAUAUCAAUACUAGCUACUUAGUUACAAAUGAUUGCGCAACCUUUUACAUAAAUCACGAGAAAUAAAGCGUUGCCGACAAUUCAAAAACAUUGGGUAAAUAAUUAUGGGGCGAGAACGUCUCACUAUUCCGUGUGCAUUAUGUUUGUAUUCUUCAUAAUCUAUAAGUAUGCAUACAUAUACUAUAUCGUUUUGCAAACUGAA